UGUUCUCUCGAGAGGCGACAAAAAAGGCGAAACGGGAACGGUUAUAUUUUCUCAAAUUUCUCGCCACCCUUUGGGUGGUUGAUGAUGUUUUCUUGAGCAAUAAGGUGGAUAAUCCUAAGAUUUCGACCACGUUGCUGUCUAUCUCCGCGAUUGUGGAUCGUGAUGAAGUGGUAUGGAGGCAGUUACUGUCGCCAAAGUUGUAUAAAAUUCCAUUGGAUUGGGGAUAUUACAGAUUCAUAUCUUCUCUCCUUGCAAUCCAACUUUGGAGAUUCUUUCUUUUUCAAAAUUUGAUGGCUGAUAAUAUUCGAAGAGCGAUGCAAGAUAUAAACUUGGGCAGUGAAGAUCCCCCUUUUGUGUUACCGGCGGAGGUGGUGCGUCAAGCCGAAGAAGAGAAUCGUUUCAUCUUGGUGGGCCGUCCGGUGAUGCCACGACGACAAAAUCUCCGAGCACUCCUUGCUACAAUGCCAAGAAAUUGGGGUUUUGAAGGCUUGGUACGUGGACGUGUCAUUGAAGGCAGACGUUUCCAGUUUGUCUUCCCAUCAGAGGAAUCAAUGGAUAUGGUGAUUCGCAGGGGGCCUUGGGCUUUUGCGGAUCGCAUGAUUGUGCUCCAGAGGUGGACACCAUUGAUGGACAUGGGGUUGCUCAAUUACAUUCCCUUCUGGAUCCAAAUCCGGGGAAGUCCUCUGCAAUACAUGAACAGGCAAGUUAUUGUUAAUAUUGCAAGACGCUUGGGCGAAUACAUCCAGAUGGAUUAUAGUGAGGAGAUUGGGAGUCGCCUGGAGUAUGUCAGAGUCAGAUUGAACUGGAACAUCAACCAUCCUCUCCGGUUCCAGAGGAACUUCCAGUUUGUUCCAGGAGUCAACACGCUACUGAGGCUUCAAUAUGAGAGGCUUCGUGGUUUCUGUGAAGUUUGUGGUCUGAUCACUCAUGAUUCAGGGGCUUGUCUGAUCCUGAACGGAGGACCUGGUAAUGAUGAUGGGGCUCACAAUGGUGAUGAAGACGAUGAUGACAUUGAGAUUGUUCCUAAUCAGGGUGUUGUCAUUGAGGAAAUAAACGAGCAAGUAGAUGAUGAAGAGGUGGCUGAUGGUAAUGAGGAAGUGGGAGGAAAUCUAGAGCCGGUGAUUGAAGAAGAACAUCCUGUACAGGAUGAGUAUGAGAGAAAUAUAAGGACCAUGGAAGAGGAAGCAAAUGAGGAGCCACCCUAUGAGAUGUAUAAGCCUCUGUCUCCAAAUGGCCAACAAUUUCCUAGAGAGAUGCAGAACGAGACGGGUCUUAAGCGGAAGAAAUGGCUAUCUGAUGCAAAGGUGAACACAAUGAAGUUUUCUAAGGGUGAAAGAGGUGAAUCCAGUGGAUCUUCCAAGGCAAAACGCAAGAAGAACAACGAGGUUGUAAGUGAUGAUCGGGUAACUCAUAAUGGGACUGCACACAACGAUUCAAACUUGGUGAGAGGCGCGGUGGGCCCUGAACCACCUCUUCCGCCAUGAGGACAGCCUGCUGGAACUGUCGAGGAUUAGGCACAGACUCGACGG
Brassica rapa (field mustard) is the source of this 1529-nucleotide messenger RNA. RefSeq lists its product as uncharacterized. The record is from RefSeq and is a predicted model, not a curated record. NCBI's taxonomy places the organism in Eukaryota, Viridiplantae, Streptophyta, Magnoliopsida, Brassicales, Brassicaceae.